AUGUCAUAUCUCUUGCAACAUACUCCAUCUGGUCGAUUUGCUCCAAAUCAAGAGGAGCACUAUCCCGAAUUUUUGCCUUCUAGUCGAUCUUCUUCAAUGCAAGUUGAAGAUUCUACUACUGAAUCUAUGCCAGAUGCUCCUCCAUCUUAUCAAGAGGCUGUGGCAGAAACACCUACAAACUCAUUUACGACUGCAACUUCAGAUACAAGUUAUCUCUCAGAUCGAUUGGCAACUGAGUUUGAACAAUAUGAAAACAAAAUUUGUUCUCUUGAAAAAAUGGUUGAAAAACUCAUCAAUAUAAUAUUAUUCUUAAAGAAUAAAGUUCAAAUGAAACAAGAACUUUUUAAUGACUUUUUAGAGUUAGUUAGGAAACAAUUUAAUGAAUUUGUAGAUUUGAUUAAAUUGAAAUUAUCUUCAAUGUAA
Dentiscutata erythropus is the source of this 423-nucleotide messenger RNA. The record is from the annotation of a GenBank genome assembly. Lineage: Eukaryota; Fungi; Glomeromycota; Glomeromycetes; Diversisporales; Gigasporaceae.